Messenger RNA from Scaptodrosophila lebanonensis, 1907 nucleotides. RefSeq names its product UPF0605 protein GA14893. NCBI's taxonomy places the organism in Eukaryota, Metazoa, Arthropoda, Insecta, Diptera, Drosophilidae. The record is from RefSeq and is a predicted model, not a curated record. The transcript has 3 exons. Bases 125 to 1096 code for a protein of 323 amino acids.
UUUGUUUAGACAUUACUUCUAUUGACUACAAAUUUGUUAAGAGUAUAUUUUUUAAAAAUUUCAAUUACAUUUUAAAAAGAAUAAUUUAUCUUCAAAAUUAUCUGUACAUGUAAAAUUCGCAAGUAUGAAUGAUUCCAUAACUCCAGAGCCACAUUUCUUGCCAGGCUAUACAGGGCAUUGCACUCAAAAUCGGAUGCGUGUGGGGAAAACAUUUGGGAAACAGACUCACAAAUUGUUGAUCGAUCCGUGUAUCUAUCAUGCACCAGAGCUCAUUGUUUCCCCCAUACACGCAAAGCUCGGAUCGAAAGACUAUCCAACCCAGCCAGAGAUAAAACUCCUGAACGACCGGGAGCACUUUGUAGAUUCCGUUUACCGGCAUCCAAUAAUUCCCGGAUAUGCCGGAUUUGUUCCUAACUUAAACCGACAGAUGGGUAAACGUUAUAUGGCGGCAGCCGCCGCUGGAGUUGCUCAGCACGAAAGGUUAAUGGAGCUCUAUCGCUGCGAGAAUCGCACUUUGCGUCAUCGAGACCUACUUGAGAGUGGUAAAGGUCUCUUCGAGCAAAAACUUCAUGAACGACUUCUCCCAAAAACGUAUUAUCGUGCACCGCUCGUUCCGGUGGCAGGUCGUUCAAAGGGCAUAAAGGAAGAGAAAUGCCCUCCAAAGGCAGAUAAGCUGCGAUACUGUAAGUUUACUACGCCACACUUCUUGGAGGACGAUGAUGAGGACAAGUACAUCAUGAACGGUUACGCCGCUCACAUCCCCAUGGCCGUGGCGCGCUUCGGAGAAAGCAACAAAGUGCUCACCAACCGUGCCCUUAGCAGCUUUUCCGAUUACAUGUAUAAACGCAAGCGGGAUAAGUGGUGCUGUGGCCAAGAUUUAAGUCGGCAGGGUAUAACUUGUCCACCAGUGGGACACUUUGUAAUAUAUCAUGAUAAUAUCGGUAUGAUACCGGCCUAUGCGGGUCAUGUGCCCGGUGAACUGUAUAAGUUUGGACGCACAUACGGCAAAACUACGUACGAUGCCAAGCGAUGGCUGGAAAUACACAGAAAUCUCAAAGUACUCCCAGAAGUUGCAAAUCUUGACUACGAGUAUUAAAGCCAACAAAAGAAAUACAUACUUACAUACUUUUAUUUUAAAGUAUGCAACUGUUAUUGGAAUAAGACGCACAAUUUUGAAUCUUUAUAAUAUCGAAGGACGGUCACACUAUUUUUUGUGCUCCCUUUUAAGUACUUGAAGCGGCGUUAUACAGCACUUGUUCGUCGUGCUUCUGCUUCUACGUCGUUGCAGUUGGUCAUUUGCUUAAUUCUGUGUUCAAUCGUGUACAACUUGUUAUCAAUGUAGUGCCCAAUUAAUAUUCAGUGCCUAAAGUGCUUUGUGGAAUUAUAAAACCUUCGGUCUUGGCAGUGAAAAACUAAAAAAUUUCCAUGAACGCCUUACGAAAAAAUCACUUCGGAAUUGAACAAUUCAAACAUAUAUAUAGUGUCGUACUCUUCGCACUGUAACGCUGAUACAGAACCGCAGUGCGUGCAAGCGAGCUAUAUAACAGCACGCAGAUAACAUACAUUUGUGUACCUACCUCUCUUCAAGUGGUGAGUUGAAUGCCGAUUAUUGUACCCUGCACGCAAUGCAGGAGUUCGGCAUAUAAGCGCAGUCGGCGCCGAGUGUUAGAUGCAUCGAAGAUGUAUCUGAAAUUACAGCAAUGGAAUGAAAAAUAAUCAAGUUGAUGUGCACCAUACGAUUUGAUGAAGUGGGGAGUUCUUUAUUUCCGAAAAACUUGGUGAUAGUGGUUAACGACGCUUACAAAGGUGAAUGUCGUGUCGUUGCGACCCGGCCGCAAUCAGCCGACUUGUUUAUUAAAAGCGAACAAACGAAUAAAAAUAAAAACAAAAAAAUAUAUGUAAUUGUA